AGGUGGUUCCCUAUGGCCCCUUCCAACUUCAACAUCUGCGUUUGGGCGAAUUUUAUUAGCGACAUUCUUGGGCUUGCUCUGAAAACCUGAAAGCAGAUUAUCAAAGUGGAGUCCGCAGGAAGCCUGCUGGGUUUUAUCGCAGCCUUGCAGAUAUCUAGAAACUCUUACCAGCCCGCAGAUGAUUUACUCCCAGGACUUAUUCCAAAGUAUCAUGACGAGUUUUUGGACUUGAUGGUAAGCAACCAUCCAGAUCCAGAAAUGAGUAGGACCCAGGCUAAGGGGCAUUUGGGAAUUUUUUUUUUUCUUUUGCGAUACGCGGACCUCUCACUGUUGUGGCCUCUCCCGUUGCGGAGCACAGGCUCCGGACGCACAGGCUCAGCGGCCAUGGCUCAUGGGCCCAGCCGCUCCGCAGCACGUGGGAUCUUCCCGGACCGGGGCACGAACCCGCGUCCCCCGCAUCGGCAGGCGGACUCCCAACCACCGCGCCACCAGGGAAGCCCUGGGAAUUUUGAUAUACUUCAUUUUGUUCAUUCGUCCCACCACACCACCAGCAGUACUGGCCGGAUGCCUCUGUGCUGAACUUGCGUGCUUGGGACCCGAGGGGUUACUGGGGUUUGCCUUGGGGCUCCCACAGGUAGAUGGGAGGGUAGGAACAGUCCAACCUCUACACUUCUCUGUAGAGAAUUGAAAAGCAAUAAUAAAUCAACUACAAGUCAGUCUGCUUUGUACGAUCUGAUCACUGCGCUUUGGCGAUUCUUUGCAAUAUCAGUGAUGAAGCCUUCCUCUCUGACAAUCCUGACCUCUGCCCCAACCCUACCCAGGGGAGCAAGGAAGGCGGUCUCAGGAGCCUUUCUCAUUGUCCACAACCCCGGGCCCUCCCUGCCGGGUUGCACUAAAGUCACAGCUCCCGUCCAUGGCCCUGCACGCUGCACCCUUCCUCGCAGCGCCCUGUGGGCUUUGCACAUCCCGUUUGACCAAUGAUAACUUUCCACCCUUACUUUCAAACAAUUUCACCAGGACGAACUGUCUUCGUUCCUGCUAGCCGGGGCAUCACACAGAGUCUGGCGCUCAGGGAGGGGACCUCAAACUCAAGGUGUAACGCUCUGUGGUUACCAUCUUGAAAUUCGGAAGAAUUUUAUUUUUAACUGUGGGUUUUCUAAGUGAGGUCCCACAGGACCAUGGAGCAGGCACCUGGGGGCUCCGAGCAUUGCCUCAAACGUGGUCACGCCUCCUGCCGCCAUCCCGCCUGUGAGAAAUGUUUGCCCUGGGCCCUGCAGACUAGGAAGCCAGUUCUGUGCGUGGAGGGUAGGCAUUCCAGCCACCCUCGGUCCAUCUCUGACUCCCUGCACCCACUUUGUAUUCACUGUGGUGUGGACUCAGGGGAGAGGCAGACACAAACAGGAAGGAAGGGGCUCCUGGCCUUGGGGGAGAGAGUCUAGGGAGUAAACCACGUCGUGCCAUGAGGGCUGUGACACCUGCCAGCGUGCCAUGGAGAUGCAAAGGAGGCCGGGAUGCCGCUUUCGGGGGAGCAUCGUGGAAAAGUUAGCUUCCGAACCAGGCACUGAAGAAUGAGCAAAAUUUCAGCAGGAGAGGAGGCUAUGGAAGUGUGCAAGGCCACCUCCCAUAUAGCAGCUCAAUCCAUCAACGUUCUCCCUACCGACUCACCCUUGCGAUGACCUUACUAAUCUAGGUGUGACUCUUACUGGACCUGGGACCUCCCUCCACUCACCACACUUGAUUGAUCUCCCUGUGAGCAGAUCUUACAGGUGAACAAGGUGAUGUCCAUCUUGUUUUAUGUGAUAUUUCUCGCUUAUCUCCGUGGCAUCCAAGGUAACAGCAUGGAUCAAAGGAGUUUGCCAGAAGACUCGCUCAAUUCCCUGAUUAUUAAGCUGAUCCAGGCAGAUAUUUUAAAAAACAAGCUCUCCAAGCAGAUGGUGGACGUUAAGGAAAACUACCAGAGCACGCUGCCCAAAGCAGAGGCCCCCCGGGAGACUGCCAAGUCGGAAUUCCAGCCCAUGACGGCCAUGGGCCCCGAACUGCUGCGGCAUCAGAGACGCUACAACUCCCCCCGGGUCCUGCUGAGUGACAGCACCCCCUUGGAGCCCCCUCCCCUGUACCUCAUGGAGGAUUACGUGGGCAACCCUGUGGCGACCAACAGAACGGCCCGGAGGAAGAGGUACGCGGAACACAAGAGUCACCGAGGGGAGUACUCCGUGUGUGACAGCGAGAGCCUGUGGGUGACUGACAAGUCAUCGGCCAUCGACAUUCGGGGACACCAGGUCACGGUGCUGGGGGAGAUCAAAACCGGCAACUCUCCCGUCAAACAAUAUUUUUAUGAGACGAGAUGUAAAGAGGCCAGGCCUGUCAAGAACGGUUGCAGAGGCAUUGACGACAAACACUGGAACUCUCAGUGCAAAACCUCCCAAACCUACGUCCGGGCACUGACGUCAGAAAACAACAAGCUGGUCGGCUGGCGGUGGAUACGGAUAGACACAUCCUGUGUGUGUGCCUUGUCGAGAAAGAUCGGAAGAACAUAAAUUGGCAUCUCUCCCCAUAUAUAAAUUAUUACUUUAAAUUAUACAAUAUGCACGUAGCAUAUAAAUGUUUAUAUUGUUUUUAUAUAUUAUAAGUUGACCUUUAUUUAUUAAACUUCAGCAACCCUACAGUAUAUAAGCUUUUUUUCUCAAUAAAAUCCGUGUGCUUGCCUUUUCCCUCAGGCCUCUCCCAUCUGUUAAACCUGAUCCUUGUAAGUUGGCUCUUGUAAAAUCUGUGUACACCAGUAUUUUGCAUUCAGUAUUGUCAAGGCCAUGACUGUCGUUUUAGUAAACUUGUUAAAAUCG
Molecule: messenger RNA, 2840 nt
Organism: Lagenorhynchus albirostris (white-beaked dolphin)
Lineage: Eukaryota; Metazoa; Chordata; Mammalia; Artiodactyla; Delphinidae
Gene: NTF3
Product: neurotrophin 3
Exons: 3
Coding region: 1779-2537 (252 amino acids)
Biological process (GO): nerve development; neuron projection morphogenesis; nerve growth factor signaling pathway
Molecular function (GO): nerve growth factor receptor binding; growth factor activity
Source: RefSeq, a predicted model, not a curated record